Messenger RNA from Aspergillus aculeatinus CBS 121060, 1257 nucleotides. Its product is annotated as glycosyltransferase family 32 protein. Bases 135 to 1220 code for a protein of 361 amino acids. The record is from RefSeq and is a predicted model, not a curated record. The transcript has a single exon. Gene Ontology annotation, molecular function: mannosyltransferase activity. Gene Ontology annotation, biological process: mannosyl-inositol phosphorylceramide biosynthetic process. Lineage: Eukaryota; Fungi; Ascomycota; Eurotiomycetes; Eurotiales; Aspergillaceae.
CUCAUAGCCCUCUGAUCCUGUACAGUACCCUCUUUUGCCGAGCUCAGAGGUCGAGAUUUGAUCCUCCUCUUUUGUCUGUCUUGACCUGGAGCACCGGCGUGAUGCUUCGGAGUGAGAUAUUGAAGCGGCAGGCCAUGCAGUGCUGGUCUUUGCUUCCACCUCUUUUCUGGUCUUCCAGCCUCGAGCCCAUCGUGGUUCGAGCACGUCAAGGUCCCUUCCUGACCUGUGUCGCGUUGUACCUCCUCAUCUCUUGCCUGUCAUGGCUGGCUCAUUUCAUUCAAUUCAGCACAGCGCUACAUCAGAGUCUUCUCGCUCCCGAGCAUCUUGCUCCAGAGCCCACCCCAGCAGUCAGGCUGCAAGCAGCCGCCCUCGUCGAGCCGAUUCAAUGGGCUCCCCCCUCUAUCAGCGACGACACAGAGAGCGCCCAAAACAGCUCCACUACAGCACAGACCAUUCCGCGGAUCAUCCAUCGAAUGUGGCGACACCUCACAUCGGACAUUCCAGAGGAAUGGAGCAAUGCGACGGCCUCCUGUCGGGUCCAGAACCCCGAGUACCAGCAGUACAUCUGGACCGAUGAGACCGCACACCAGUUCAUCGGCAGACAUUUUCCGUGGUAUCUCUCCACCUACACCGACCAUCUUCUGCCGCUGCAGCGCGUUGAUGCGCUCCGCUAUUUCCUUCUCUGGCACUACGGGGGGGUCUUCUUGGAUCCCGAACUGGGCUGCCGUCGUUCCCUAGAGCCUCUGCUCACGGCCAAACAAGUGCAGGCCCCUGUGCAGCUGCUUCUGCCCCAGGGCAGGGCCUACGGCGUCGGCACGGACAUGAUGGCCAGUGCCCCGGGCCAUCCGUUCGUCAUCAAACUGGCCCUGACGACCCAUGACCACCACUGGCCAGGCAUCCCGGCGUAUGCUAUGGCCUUUGCCCGGUCGGGCCCCAUGGUGGCCAGCCGUGUGUUGGCCGUGUGGUUACGGUCAGUUGGUAACGCGCCGACUAUCAUCGCCAUCGUUACUGCGGCGCUGUUUGACAACCCAGAAUCAGGGAACGCGUUCUUUGUGCGUUGCGUAGGGCAGACGCCGCGUGGAGAUGACGUCGCCGUGGCACAACAUGUCUUCGGAAAUUGGGUCGGUUGGGGUGGAGCGGGCUUGUCCCUGGCGGUCAUGGCCCUAGUCAUCUUUGGUCUUCAUUCCAGGCCAAGGACGGUGACACAUGUACUGGUGUAAACAGCUGUAAAUUAAACAUCUCCAAAGAGAAAGCCUG